Argiope bruennichi is the source of this 4633-nucleotide messenger RNA. RefSeq names its product dnaJ homolog subfamily B member 14-like. The transcript has 9 exons. Gene Ontology annotation, biological process: cellular response to misfolded protein. Gene Ontology annotation, cellular component: endoplasmic reticulum membrane. Gene Ontology annotation, molecular function: Hsp70 protein binding. Lineage: Eukaryota; Metazoa; Arthropoda; Arachnida; Araneae; Araneidae. The record is from RefSeq and is a predicted model, not a curated record. Bases 245 to 1393 code for a protein of 382 amino acids.
UGAAGUUUUCGAUUUCAAUACGGUUGAUUUUUCUAAUGCAAAAUAUUUGCAUUUAUUUUGUCUUUGCAUGAUUUUGUAAGAAAUUAAUAUUUUCUGGUGAAUUACUAUCAGAUAAGAGAUGAAUAAAACUAAAUAUCAAAACUGCUGUGGCUGAUAAUCAAUAUAAUUUGCAUGAUGUUUUUAGCCUUGAUACGUUUUAUGACAUUGGUUUUCAUUUAGUGGGUGAUCUUCAUUAAUUUCCUUCAUGGAUGGAAAUAAAGACGAAAGCGAACAUUGCAUUUCUAUUGCGCAGAAAUACAUUAAUGAGGGCGAUCGUGCUAAAGCCCUCAAGUUUUUAUAUAAGGCUGAAAGAUUAUAUCCAUCGCAGCGCGCUAAAGACCUGAUUGAGUUGCUAGAAAAAUUGAGUGAUUCUGCCAGUGACUCCAGGAAUUACAAUAGUCGAGGGAGAAGUGCAGAAUUUGAGUCAAGUGAGAACAGAACCCGAAGUUCAUCUGCUAGGAGACGUACCUCUGCAAAAGCUGGAGAACUGCAUCUUGACUAUACAGAAGAACAAAUUGAAGCUGUGCAAAGGAUAAAGAAGUGUAAAGAUUUUUAUGAGAUUCUUGGAGUUCCAAAGGAUGCUGGAGACUCGGAGAUUAAAAAGCAGUAUAGAAAACUAGCUUUGCAAUUUCAUCCAGAUAAAAAUAAAGCUCCUGGUGCUACUGAAGCUUUCAAAGCUAUUGGAAAUGCCUUCGCUGUAUUAAGUGAUGCAGAAAAGAGGAAACAGUAUGAUGCAUUUGGUACUUCUGAUAGCAAAAACAUUAGGAGAACACAAUGCCACCGCAAUGCUAGUUAUUAUGAGUAUACUCGAGGAUUUGAAAGUGAUAUAUCUGCUGAAGAAUUGUUUAAUAUGUUUUUUGGAGGUGGUUUUGCCCCUGGAAUGUCUGCAAAUUCGUAUACUAGACGAGCCCAACGACGAUUCCCUACUAGGGAGAGUAAUACAUCUCGGCAGGAGGCAAACUACUCUGUGAUGAUGCAGAUGCUACCAAUUCUCUUUCUUGUUAUUCUUUCUGUUUUAACAAGUUUUUUCAUUGCUGAUCCAGCUUAUAGUCUUACUAAAUCACUAAAAUAUCCAUAUGAGAAGCGGACAAGUAACCUGAGGGUUCCAUAUUAUGUAAAAGAAAACUUUGCCUCUGAAUACCAGGGCAGUGUGCAAAGAUUAGAAGCCCAAGUAGAAGAAGAAUAUAUUGCUAAUCUAAGAGGUUCCUGUUUCAAGGAAAGAAAUUACAGAGAAAGUAUGAUUUGGAGAGCUAAAAAUUUCCGUGACCGCCUUUUAGAAGAGAAAGCCAAAUCUUUGAAGACUCCUUCAUGUGACGCCUUAAAUGAGCUCUAUAAUAGUGAAAGAGUGUGGUGAAUAAUCUUUAUUUGUUUACAAAUCCCAAAAUAGUAACCUGGAGUUGCCUUCAUCACAUCACGUUUGACUUUUAUAAAACUACAAUAUGCUGACAUUCUUCUAUUGAUUUAACUGUCCAUAUUGUGGUGGGCCUUCCCUUUUAUGGAACCUGCUUUUCUUAUUGUAAUUUAACAUUCUAUAUCUUUUUCCUUCUUUUAUUUACUUGAGGUCUAUGGAAUUAUAAUAUGUGAUAGUAUUGUGUCCUGUUCGUGAGAAUGGCUAUUAUGAUAUUUUCAGUAUUUAUUGAAAGUUCCCAAUGCCAUAUUACUUUUAUAAUAAGAAAAGAAUCUUAUGGUGUUGUUAAGCCAAUAUAUUAACAUUAGAAGUUUUUGUAAUAAUGACAAAAAUAUUUUUAUUCAUAUAUAUAUGAUAUCCUUAGCAAUAAGUAUGAUAAUGUUUUCAAAUAUUCUUAUCUUUUGUAAACGAUUCUGGUAUGCAUCAUUUAUUAUUUUCUAUUUUUGCAAAAUUAACUAAGUUUCAUUUACUAUAGCUAAAUGAAAUCAAAUAAUACUCCAUUUUUUUUUUUCUAUUUAUACACAAUGCCAAGCAUACCUACUAUGGAAUAUGUUAAAUUACAGAUAAAAUUAAGUUCAUAUAGUUUUGAAAUUAUUGCUUUAUAGAAUUUUGAAUUUCAUACUUUAAGAUAUUUUGUGGAUUUUUUUAAAGAUAUUGUGCUUUUUUAUUAUUUAAUCAUUUUUUAUGAAUGAUAAUGAUCUUUUUAUCAAUUUUCUGUAUGGAAACUCAAAAUAAUGGAUCAUUAAACCCCACCUGAAUAUGGUUUUUCUAUGGCUGAUAUGUGUAUAGUACUCAUCACGGUGAUAAAUUCUUUAAAUUUAUUUAUUUGUUUAUUUAAUAUGUGUUUUGCACUUAUUGUUUUCUACAAAGUCUCAAAGAAAUGUUAGUGAUGAGAUUUUCUAUUACCCAGUGUGCACAAAAAUAGAAGGUUUAUUUAUUAUUAUUAUUUGUGAUAAUAUGGAGAUAAGAGUUCAAAAUUUUUAUGACAGCCUUAUAAAUUUUGAAUUUUUAUCUUUUAUACUGAGUUCAUAACUAAUUACAAUUGCUUUUUGAUGAUUUCUAUGCAAUAAUUAACAGUCUUGGAUAAUGGAUUUUUUUAAAAAAAUCAUCUUUGAGAAGCAUUUGCUUUUUCAUUAUUCUUUUUGAUCUUAUAAGCAUUUACACUUUAAAUACAAUUUUUUUUUAAAAAUAUUUAUCCUACUUUAUAUUAAAAAAAAUUUGGCAAUUUUAUUUCUUUAAUAAAAUAGUUAUUAUUUAGAAAUACACAUUGAGUUGUAAGAAAAUUAUGGAUAGUCUUCUUUACAUCACUUCAUAUUCAACAAAAUUUUAAUGAUUAUUUACUAGUGCAAGUAACUUUUUAGGAAUUUGAAUUUUGAACUUCUGUGAACACAAAAGUUUACAAUGUGGAAUGUUAAUUUGAAUCCUUGUAUGGGGUAGUAUCUCAUUUGAGAUCUUUGAAGUACUCUUUCAGUUUAAUCUUGAGUCUAAAUAUAUGUUUAUUUUAUUGGCAUUUAGUGAAAUACUGAUAGAAGCAUAUUAACUAUUCCCAGGAUCACUUUCAGAUGUUUUGAAAAUAUUUAUAAAUAAACAUUAUCAACUUUUAAAAUAUGAGUAAGCUUUUUUCUUUUUUUUUUUUUUUUUUUUUUGCCAUCUAUAAAGUUAUUAGAAAUGUCAGAUUUAUAAAAGUAUGGGUUGGAAAUGGAUAUAUUGUAAAUUGAAAAUGACUAUCAUUGUCAUAAUUAUGUUGGUUUAAAACAUAACAAUUAAUAGUGAAAAAGUAGUUUUUUCCUCCUAAAAUAAUAAAAUGUUAGUGACUAUGUACUCUGUAUUUUUUUUAAAAAAAUAAUCUUUUAGUAAAAUGUUUAUCCCAAACUAUAACAUUUACCUUGUUUGAUACAGAAUUUGACUUUUUUUUAAAAAAGCUAACUUUGUCCUUUUAAUAUUCAUAUAUAUCUUGGAUGUGUGUAAUUUAUUUUCUAUUCAGAAUCAAAUGAACAACCAAAAAAGAUAUGAAUAUAUAUAUAUAUAUAUAUAUAUUUAAUUCAUGGAUUUGUUUUGAUAGCAUUAUAACUAAUGAACCCGUUGAUAUGUUAAGUGUUGAGUAUUUUAGUUACACUGAUUAUUUGCAUACUGUUACUACUUUACUGAAUUAUUUUAUUUAUUUUUGUUUUCUUGAAAACUUUCUUCAUUCGUCUAAUAAGAUUAGAUGCUUAACACAACAAUCAACUCACAUUUCUGCUCUCCGCCCCAAUAUUGUGAAGAUGUGAAAUUUCAGCAUCUUUUGUCAUGAAUUGUCAGAAAACAUUUUCAUUUUUUUUUCUUGCACCUCCUCCUCUUUUCAGAAUGUUACAUUUAAUGAAUUUUGUUUGAUUCACAUUUUCCUUUAAAAGUGUAUUGUAACAAUCAUAUUGUUGUGAAUGUACAUAUUGUAUUCAAUAAUAACUUUUGUAUACAUUUUGUAUCUACUGAACUUUUUGUUUUCAUUUUUAUAGUAUUACAUGUUUCUCCAAACUGUUAUAUUAUUCUUCGAUGGAUAUAUUAUUUUGUAAGUAAAAAGAAAAAUAACUGGUAAAAAUUUUCGACGUUCUUAUCGUAUAAAUGGAUAAUUGUAUUUGUAUGAAAAUCGUAAAUAGUGAAAAAGUCCUUUUUAAAAAAAUAUUAUUCCUUGAUAUUUUAAAUUUUAUCAUUCUUUAAUUUUUAUAUUUUAUAUUAUUUUUUGUUAUAGUUCCUAGCUCUUUAUUUCAUAGCUAAUUAGCACCGAACAAUUGUACUUACACAUAUGCUUUCCGUAUAAUCAAGAACUGAGAUGAACUGAUGACGAAUUCAAAUGGAAGAAAUAUCUGUUUUAUGAUAUAACAGAAAUUUGUAUCAGUUAUGAAUAUGUUCUCUCAGUCUGCAGAGAAGUCAUAUCUUUAAACACUAUCUUCUUUCAAUUAAAGACAUUUCACACGAUUAUAUAUCGAGAAUCCUUAUUUCUCAAUCACCCAGUCUUUAAUAAGGCAAUAGGAAUCUAUAAAAAUUAUGAAAGUAUGUUUCAAGAAACUAAGUCAGAUAUUUCUCUUUAUAUGCUUUUCAUAAAUUUCUAGGAUUAUUUAGCCUUUUGACUUAAAUGAUUAGAGGGUUGAUUGUAAAGAGAUACAAUGUAAAGAUGCAAAAUGAUUCCUAAAUAAACAAGCUAUUUUUUUC